Messenger RNA from Phalaenopsis equestris, 1459 nucleotides. Its product is annotated as 3-hydroxyisobutyryl-CoA hydrolase-like protein 5. Gene Ontology annotation, biological process: L-valine catabolic process. Lineage: Eukaryota; Viridiplantae; Streptophyta; Magnoliopsida; Asparagales; Orchidaceae. Bases 7 to 1179 code for a protein of 390 amino acids. Gene Ontology annotation, molecular function: 3-hydroxyisobutyryl-CoA hydrolase activity. The transcript is spliced from 15 exons. The record is from RefSeq and is a predicted model, not a curated record.
UGUGCAAUGGCGAAGGAAUCAUUGAAUUCAAAUGAGGUUGUUCUCGCUGAAGAAGUUGGACAUGUAUCAGUGAUAACUUUGAAUCGGCCUCGUCAAUUGAAUGUUAUUUCAUCUAGAGUGGUCGAGCUAGUAGCUGAAUACCUCGAGAAAUGGGAGCAGGAUGAAGAUAUUAAACUUGUGAUAUUUAAGGGAGCUGGGCGUGCUUUUUCUGCUGGCGGGGAUCUGAAAAUGUUCUAUGCAGGGAGAACUGGUGAUUUCUGUCUUGAGGUUGUAUAUAGGAUGUAUUGGUUGUGUUACCACAUCCAUACUUAUAAGAAAACCAUGGUCGCCCUUGUUCAUGGAAUUGCUAUGGGUGGAGGUGCAGCUAUGACUGUCCCAUUGAAGUUUUCUGUUGUCACUGAGAAUACUGUUUUUUCUAUGCCUGAAGCAAGCGUUGGGCUUCAUUCAGAUUGCAGCUUUUCUUACAUUCUUCCACGUCUUCCUGGUUAUCUGGGGGAAUACUUGUCCUUAACAAAUGCACGGUUAAGUGGGAAGGAUAUGGUUGCACUUGGCCUUGCAACUCACUUUGUCCCAUCCGAGAAAUUGAACGAGCUUGAGAAGUGUUUAUUGAGUUUGGAUUCAGGUGAUGAAAAUGCGGUCAGGAAUGUGAUUGAGAAAUUUUCUAUUAAUGUUCUCCCUGAGGAAGAAACCAUCUUAAACAAGUUACAAGCCAUUAAUAUGUGCUUUUGCAAAGAAUCUUUGGAAGAGAUAAUAGAAUCAUUUGAAGCUGAAGCACGGAAUUUUGGCAACGAAUGGAUAUGGCCUGUGCUCAAAGGAUUUAAAAGAGCAUCACCGACUGGUUUAAAAAUAACUUUGCGUUCAAUCCGAGAGGGAAGAACCCAAACCUUGGCAGAAUGUCUCAAGAAAGAAUUCAGACUCACAAUGAACCUGCUUAGAUCUGUGGUAUCCGAUGAUGUCUACGAGGGUAUUCGAGCUUUUAGCAUUGACAAAGAUAAUGUUCCCAAGUGGAACCCUGCAACGGCCAUGGAAGUGAGCAAUGAAAAAAUUGAUCUCGCUUUCAAACCAUUCAGUCCAGAAUUGGAGUUACAAAUACCUGCUGAGGGAAAAGGAUGCAGGUGGGAUGGGAAAUAUGAAGACUCGGUCUAUCCUAGCUUGAGAGGAAACAAAUUAUUUCACUAAUAUAUGUAUGCCUUACUAAAUACUAUCAUAUUGUACUUAUUAUGUUUUGCAUAUUAGCUAUAUAUAGUAAGGGUGAUUGCAUGUGUUGUAAAAUGUUCUUGAAAUUUGUAUGUUAUAUGAACAAAAAAAAAGGCAUAAGAGCAUUUCUGAUAUUUGGGAAGUUAAAGCAAAAUCGUUGUCAUGUGGACUUGAAUUGAGCGCGGGUCGAGUUUGAGCUCCCUAUUGAGCGAACAUGUUGAGCUUGAGUUAGGUUGGACCCAAGUUCAACUUGAUUUGUUUU